Molecule: messenger RNA, 396 nt
Organism: Thelazia callipaeda (thelaziosis nematode)
Lineage: Eukaryota; Metazoa; Nematoda; Chromadorea; Rhabditida; Thelaziidae
Source: the annotation of a GenBank genome assembly
AUGAAUAUUCACUAUGGUAGGUUUUUAUAUCAUGAAAACCACUUAGUACGCAUUGUUAAAUUGCCUCUUGCCUGUGAUUCUGACGAUUUGGAUAUGAUUAUUAUUCUUCCAAAAAGCCGCUUUCAUUUGAAUGAUGUAGUACGUUAUUUGGAAGGAAAAGACUUGAUCAUUCUUGUGCGCACAGCUAUUCCAAACCAUAUGGAAGUCAGAUUUGUACGAGUACCAGAAUUCCAAAUUGAACAAACAAUGGAAAUGAAAGAAUUACUGAGUGAAAGAUAUCUAACAGAAACAUUUACUACAGAUGCUAAUUUCACGAAUUACUUCUUUCAUUCUGUUCCUAUUUCUCAGAUAAUUUAUAAAGGUUCCAUUGAAGUGAGUGAUACCAUCAUAUUUUAA